Molecule: messenger RNA, 915 nt
Organism: Nicotiana tabacum (common tobacco)
Lineage: Eukaryota; Viridiplantae; Streptophyta; Magnoliopsida; Solanales; Solanaceae
Source: RefSeq, a predicted model, not a curated record
UGCUUUUUGAAAAUAAAGAAAGAGAGAUAUAAGGUAGCAUACGUUAUUACUUUUGCUAAAGAACGGACACAACUAGCAUAUACUUUGAGCAUUCUUGUUCAUAUUACUCUUAGCAUUUAACAGCUUUCAGAAAUGGAGAUUGGCUUAGCAGUUGGAGGUGCAUUUCUAUCUUCAGCUUUGAAUGUCCUCUUUGAAAGGCUUGCUCCUCAGGGUGAGCUGCUCAAGAUGUUUCAGAGGCAAAAGCAUGAUUUUCAUCUCUUAGAGAAGCUAAGGAGGACUUUGUGUGGUUUCCGGGCGGUGCUAAGUGAUGCAGAGAAUAAGCAGGCAUCUAAUUCAUACGUGAGCGAGUGGCUUAAUGAACUUCGGGAUGCUGUGGACAGUGCUGAAAACUUAAUGGAAGAAAUCAAUUAUGAAGUUCUGAGAGUUAAGGUGGAAGGUCGGCAUCAAAGUCAUGCAGAAGCAAGCAACCAGCAGGUAAGUGACCUCAACUUGUGCUUGAGUGAUGAAUUUUUUCUUAACAUAAAGGAGAAGUUGGAAGGCACCACUAAAACAUUGGAGGAGUUGGAAAAGCAAAUUGGUAGGCUUGGCCUAAAGGACUAUCUUGUUUCUAUUAAACAAGAAACUAGAGCGCCUUCAACAUCUUUGGUUGAUGAAUCUGAAAUCUUUGGUAGGCAAAAUGAAAUAAAGGAAUUGGUUGGCCGUUUAUUAUCUGUUGAUACAAAUGGUAAAAGUUUGAGAGUAAUUCCUAUUGUUGGAAUGCCUGGGGUUGGCAAGACAACACUUGCUAAAGUUGUUUACAAUGAUGAGAAGGUAAAAGACUGUUUCGAUUUGAAAGCUUGGUUUUGUGUGUCCGAACCAUAUGAUGCUUUCAGAAUAACAAAAGGUUUACUUCAAGAAAUUGGCUCAUUUGACUUA